Molecule: messenger RNA, 2628 nt
Organism: Pedinophyceae sp. YPF-701
Lineage: Eukaryota; Viridiplantae; Chlorophyta; Pedinophyceae
Source: the annotation of a GenBank genome assembly
AUGAGCGACUUCAGUGCGCUGCUUCAGCAGUUCGGGGGACGGCCUGCGGAGGAAGACGCCCAGGACAAGGACCCCUUCAUGGCGCUCCUGUCGCAGACCACGGCGUCCCCCGCCCACGCAGCGGCGACCCCGGCCGCGGGCAACGGAGCCCAGGCAACCCCAAGCUCUCAGGGCGGCGCCCCGGCCCCGGAAGCGCACGGCGUGGAGCUGUCAGACGGCGACGAGCAUUUCUACGAUGUGGAGCGGGCGCUCGUGGGCGGGAAAGCGCCGCACCAGCUCUUCGUGUCGCCGGUGACGCGCAUGAAGUACGAGGCCGCUUUGACCCGUGCGAAGCUCAUUGCCGUGGACGAACAGUGGAUCUGCUACGCGCUGAAGGGAGGAUCGGUCCGCAUCCUCGACAAGUCCACCGCCGCGAAGGGAAUCAUCAAGCCCGCCGACGGCACGCCGGCCGUGACGGACCUCGCGCUCCUCGCGCCGCUGAACGCCACCUUCCAGCCGCCGCGCCUCGUCGUCGCCCGCCACGGCUCCGUCGAAAUCCACACCCUCGGCAUGUCGCCUGAGUCGGGCACGGUGGGCACGACGCUCGAGCACCGCUACCUCGUCGACGGCGACGGCCACCCCGACUACCCCAAGGUCGCCGUCUGCGCCUCGGAGACCCUCCUGCUGAUCGCGGUCGGGGACGCCCUCUGGCGGUUCGACAUGACUCAGUCGGACCGCUCCGGCGCGACCUCGCGGCUGCGCGACCACGCGCCCGUCCACGCGCCCGCACGCAUCGUCUCGAUCGACGUCAUGGAGGAGGGGGAGUGCGCCGUGCUCGGGUGCGCGACCGGCCGCGCCGUCACCGUCAAUCUGAGCGUGGUCGCCCCCGCCAGCAUUGCGGACAUGAGGGUCGCGGACGUGACAGCGGCGGCGGACGGAGAACUGGACAGCGUGAGCUGGCUGGGCCACGGCAUGCUCGCUCUCGUCUCGGCGCGCCGCGGGACGAAGCUCGGCCUGCAGGACAUGGCCACUGGCGCCGUGCACGCCGUGCUGACGUUGGGCAAGGCGGGCGCCGCGGACGCGAGCCUGUUCUACAACCACGUCUCGGUCGCGAAGGAGGACCACCUCGUGCUGGUCGUGAACGCCCUGCGAGGGGAGGUGUUUGCCGUCAGGUUCGCGACGGACCGCGUGCGCUUCACUGACGUGGCGCAGUUCCGCAUCACGCAGCCCAUCCUGUCGAUGCACGUCCGCCGCGACGCCCCGCUCACCGACGGCGACGUCGAGAAGACCCUGCACGUCUGGGCCGUCCAGCAGGUCGGCAUCCAGCAGUACGAGGUCAACCCCGUGGCCUGUCGCCGCAACCCCGCGCUGCCCGCGGUCCGCGCCGGGCACGCGCCGCCCGCAACGCCGGCGCCGGCGCCGGCGCGGCCGACGCCGAGUCCGCAGCGCUCCGAGCCGGCGCGCACGCCGGUCGCCGCGCCGGCGCCGGUCAUCUCGGCGUCGCCAGCGCACGCGCAGACGCCGGUCGCGCCGCCCGCCGGCGACACGAGCCUCUCGACGGUGCUCGCGGCGAUCGAGGCGCAGGCGGCGCGCACCGCCGCGAUGGAGUCCCGGCUGCUCGUCGCCGUCGAGGCGAAGAUCCGCGAGGGCUUUGAUCAGGAGCGGCAGCGGCUGCAGGACGCGACGACGCGGGCGCUGGAGAGCGUCUCGCGGGCGGUGCGGAAGGAGGUGCCCGUGGAGCUUGCGGCGGCGAUGGAGCGGGAGCUCGGCCGGCUCGCGUCGCGCGUCACGCCCGCGGUGUCCAAGGCGAUGCAGGACGUCAUGCAGCAUGGCGCGGGGGGCGCCGGGGGCGGCAAGGGCGCGAAAAUGGACGCGGCGAGCAAGGAGGAGAUCGAGCGCGAGGUGAAGCGCGCGGUCGGGGACGCGGUGCGGUCGCAGUUCGCGGAGAGUCUCGUGCCGGCGCUGGAGUCGGCGACGCGCGAGGCGCUGGGGCAGGUGUCGACGGCGCUGUCCGGGUCGAUGGAGGGCGCGUCGAAGGCGCUGUCGGGGGCCGCGCGCGCGAUCGAGUCCGGCGCGCAGGCGUCGACGAGCGCGGUGGCGUCGGCGGUGAGCGACAUUCAGGCAGCGACAAGCAACCUGGGCGCCGCUGCGGCGAACCUGGCCGCGCAGGCGUCGACGCUCGCGGCCUCCGGGGCCGCGGGCGCGGGUGCGAGGGCGCCGCGGGACGCGCGGGAGGUUGUGCGGGAGCUGGCGGCGGCUGGGGACGCGGAGGGGGCGUUGCAGACUGCGGUCGACUCCGGGGAGCCUGACGUGGUGCUGGAGGCGUGCAAGGCGCUGGGGACGCCGAUGGGAACGGUGCUGGAGGACGACGGCACGCCGCGCGUGCCGCACGCGCUGCUGCUGUCGGUGGUGUCGGCGUUGGGGGGGGAGUUUGGCGACAGCGACACCCCGACGCGGGUCGAGUGGAUGCGGGAGUGUGCGCUGGCGCUGGACGCGGGCAGCCUGGACCUCAAGGAGAUCAAGGAGAAGCUCGGGCCCGUGCUGAGGGCGCUGCAGGACGCGGCGCACAAGAUCACAGGCGCCGACGCCACGCAGUGCCGGCUGCUGCUCCACGUCAUCAACAGCGUGUUCCACCCGCCCGGGCGGUAG